UUUUUUGAAUUUGUAUCGUAAUGGAAAAUAUAAUUGUAGAAAGUGAUAGUGAAACAAAAAAAGAAUGUUGGAAUGGUAAAAAAACUGCCACACAAAUUGCAAUCGAUUGUGAGGCUACAGAAGUGUUUUUGGGAUUGUUGAAAAAAAAUUGGGAAACAUUGAAUGAUUCCAAGACAAGUAAAAGGCAAAUUUGGCAUGAAAUUUGCAGUAACUUGGAAGAAGCAGGAUUUUGUAUUCGUGGAGUUGACAAAAUCCAGACAUGUAAAAACAAGUGGGAAAACCUACGCAAGGAUUAUAGAAAUUAUAUAUCCAAAUUUCAGCAAACAGGAAGCGGUGCAAAUGAUACCCAAAAGAAGCCCAAGUUCUUUGAUUCCAUCGAAGCAGUAAUAGGCUCCAGCAAUCAUUCCUUUCGACCUCCUUAUGUGAGUGAUUCACUAUACCACAAUCCUCACAAGUUCAAAGUUGGUGAAGAUCGGGAAGGUGAAAUUAAAAAGACGGCUAAUGAUUCAAAUAAUUCGUCACUUUGUGGAGUUGGCCUGUGCGUUUUACUAAAAAAGAUACUUAAAGGGGACGAAGCCCGAAUAAAUCGAGAAAAAUAA
Molecule: messenger RNA, 599 nt
Organism: Daphnia magna
Lineage: Eukaryota; Metazoa; Arthropoda; Branchiopoda; Diplostraca; Daphniidae
Exons: 4
Coding region: 21-599 (192 amino acids)
Source: RefSeq, a predicted model, not a curated record